AUGCAUGAGCAUUCCGACAAAGAAAACAUCGUUGCUUCGACCUUGCCGACAUCUUCAGCGGGUAGUGGAGAACAUUCAACUCUAUCAGCCGAGGCCAAAUCCGAAUUCAACCAUGACUCCCACCCUCGAUCGGACACAUCUAGCUUUCGUGAUGGACCAACAGAUGAUGACCCAGAGGAAGCACUUCCUCGUCUACAACGGCACUCCACAGAGCUCGGUCCAGCUAUCAAAGUAGCCCGGUUGAAGCGUCGCGGAUUGUUCGGCCAACUCGCCCUGGUGGCAGAAAUUGAGAACCCAAAGACAUACCCCCGGAAGAUGAAAUGGUUCAUUACAUUCAUCGUCGCUCUAGCUGGAUCUACUGCGCCGUUGGGCAGCGCGAUCUUUUUUCCAUCGCUAUCACAAGUAACCAAAGAACUAAAUACGACCACCACGAUUGCGAACCUCACGAUUGCGCUGUAUAUGCUGGCGAUGGCGAUCUUUCCCUUGUGGUGGUCUUCUUUCAGUGAGCGACUCGGACGACGGACAAUCUACCUAGUUUCUUUCGCUCUAUUCGCCAUUUUCAACUGCCUUUGUGCCAUUUCUAGCUCUAUUGCCAUGCUGAUUGUCAUGCGUAUGCUGAGUGGUGGUGCUUCUGCGUCCGUUCAGGCAGUCGGUGCUGGUACUAUCGCUGAUCUUUGGGAGCCAAGAGAAAGGGGACGGGCCAUGGGAAUUUUCUACCUGGGCCCGCUUUGUGGCCCUUUGCUGGCACCUAUCAUUGGUGGUCUCUUGGCACAGCGUUGGGGUUGGCGCAGUACCAUGUGGUUCAGUGCAGCCUUUGGUGCCGUGACUCUCAUCUUCAUCCUCUUCGCCCUUCCGGAAACCUUGGUGACGCAGAAACCAGUGUUGCCUGAACUUGACGACAAUGAUGAUCCAACUAUUAGUCGUCCGCUCAGCCGUGUGUCGUCACGACAGGUCGUUCGGUCUACUACUCGCUGGUUGAAGAUGCUGAAGAUGAUCUUCAUUGACCCACUCAAAAUCAUUCUCUACCUACGGUUCCUUCCUGUGCUUCUGACUGUCUACUAUGCUAGUAUCACAUUCGGCUCCCUCUACGUUCUGAACGUCAGCAUCGAGGAAACAUUUGGCAAGGAACCGUACAACUUCUCAACCAUCAUUGUUGGCUUGUUGUACAUUCCGAACUCUCUGGGAUACAUGGUAACCAGUACCUUCGGUGGAAAAUGGACAGACAAGAUCAUGCAACGUGAGGCGAAGAAGGCAAACCGUUAUGAUGAAAAGGGUAGACUCAUUCUUCGCCCCGAGGAUCGUAUGCGCGAGAAUGCCUGGCUUGGUGCGUUCUUAUACCCCGCAGCAUUCCUCUGGUAUGGAUGGGCGGCAGAGAAGGGUGUCUUCUGGCUGGUUCCGAUGAUCGCCAACUUCUUCUUUGGCGUGGGCUCCAUGCUCAUCUUCAGCAUGGUCACAACUAUGCUAACAGAAUUCAUGCCAAAGAAGUCUUCCGAGGGUGUCGCCCUCAACAACUUCGUGCGAAACAUCUUCUCCUGCGUGGGCUCCCUUGUCACCGCCCCAAUUAUCGGUGCCAUCGGCAACGGCUGGCUCUUUACCAUCCUUGGCAUCGUUGGCUUUGCGAGCAGCUCCGUUAUUUAUCUCAUGCGAAUCUACGGUCCUCGUUGGCGAAAGACCAUGGAUGCGCACAUGCGCUGA
Molecule: messenger RNA, 1695 nt
Organism: Penicillium antarcticum
Lineage: Eukaryota; Fungi; Ascomycota; Eurotiomycetes; Eurotiales; Aspergillaceae
Product: MFS transporter
Exons: 3
Coding region: 1-1695 (564 amino acids)
Biological process (GO): transmembrane transport; intracellular polyamine homeostasis
Molecular function (GO): polyamine transmembrane transporter activity
Source: RefSeq, a predicted model, not a curated record